Vespa crabro (European hornet) is the source of this 2445-nucleotide messenger RNA. RefSeq names its product dnaJ homolog subfamily B member 6-like. Lineage: Eukaryota; Metazoa; Arthropoda; Insecta; Hymenoptera; Vespidae. The record is from RefSeq and is a predicted model, not a curated record. Bases 346 to 1314 code for a protein of 322 amino acids. The transcript is spliced from 9 exons. Gene Ontology annotation, molecular function: Hsp70 protein binding.
UUUCAGUUUACAAAUGUUGGAUUUAUUUAUAAGUUUUCUUGAAAGCUAAAUAAAUAUGAUCGAUUAACGAAAAGAACGUAUAACGAUUAACGUUAUAUUUAUAUAUCGUUCAACUGUUAUAGGUCCCUCCUCUGGUGCAACUUCAAGCGUUAGCAUCGUUUCUCUACUUUUGUCGUGUGCUCUGUCUUUCCCUGUCCGUGGUCCGUGUCUCUUCUCCGGAUCAGAAAAAUCAUUUAUUUUUGUGCAUUAAAUUUGUUGUUGAGUGCUAUUGGCCAACGUGAAAGAAGGAACCACUUUGCGGUGGUUACCUAAGCUCUGAUAACCGAGCAUAAAAGACAUACUACGAUGGUCGACUACUACAGGAUUCUCGAAGUACAACGGACUGCUACUAGCAAUGAUAUAAAAAAAGCAUACAGAAAAUUAGCAUUGAAAUGGCAUCCAGACAAAAAUCCCGAAAAUUUGGACGAAGCGAAUAAGAGGUUCAAGGAAAUAUCUGAGGCAUAUGAAGUAUUGAUAGACGAUACGAAGAGACGAACCUACGACCAGCGAUUGUAUCAGAAGGCAUCCUCGAGACCAGGCCGUGGAUUCACCUCUCGGAGUUACUUUGACUCUCCCUUUCAACGAUACUUUGAAAAGAAAAGGCGUGUUUACGAUCAAUAUGGAAAGGAGGGUCUACAGAUGAAUGGUGGCAAAAGACGUCAUGAAAGUGACUUCAGGCCAUUGUUUACUACCUUCGUCUUUAGGGAUCCGGAGGAGGUCUUUAAAGAAUUCUUUUCCAAUUCGCCCUUCGAUGAUCCUUUUGCUGGCAUGUUUGGGCCGGGUGUGCGACGAGGACCUGGUAGAAAUGGUUCUAACAACAGUUUGAGUACGUCGUUAUUUGGACGUCUCGGUUUUCGUUCGCCAUUCGAUCAGAUAUUGCAAGGUUCGGCGGAUUGCAAUUUCACUUCGUUCAGCACGUUUCCUGGUUUCGAUGGCACGACAGGUGGCAGUAGGGCAGCAAUUAAAAGGACCAGCACAUCCACACGUUUUAUCAAUGGAAAAAAGAUCACCACCAAAAAGAUAUACGAAGACGGGGAGGAAACCAUAAUGUCAUACGAGAACGACGUCCUAAAAUCCAAGACGGUGAACGGAGUACCACAGUCAAUAACGUUCGAGGAAGUAUCGACAAGUGGUCAGGUUGCUGAGGGGAUCGAUGAUGUUACCGUGAUUAGCCAGACCGUAAAAAUGCAUCAUGGUGAUUAUCCGAAGGGUAGCAGAAGCAAAACCCAUCAUCACCCACAUGUCAAGAAGGUGGAUAAGAGUAAGAGAAAGUAAAGAGACGCGCAUCGCCAUUUCUCUGCGCUUUACGUUCCUUUCUUCAAUAAUUAUUAACGAUCGAUUGGGUUGCGGUACGAUGGACUUGAUGUAAAUUUUUCUUUUUUAUCAUUAUUAUUAUUAUUAUUAUUAUUAUUAUUAUUAUUAUUAAUAUUAUUAUUAUUAAUAUUAUUAUAAUUAUAAUUAUUAUAUAUUAUUAUUAUUAUUACUAUUAUUAUUAUUAUUAUUAUUAUUAUUAUUAAUAUUAUUAUUAUUAUUAUUAUUAUUAUUAUUAUUAUUAUUAUUAUUAUUUACUACGGCAUCGCGUCUGUUGUCGCUUAACGAAGGGAAAGUUCCACGUAAUUAAUAUAACGGAUGUAUAUCUGAUUUAAUAAUCGUAUCUUGUGAGAGUGAUGUUCGGUGAGAAAAAGAAAAAGAUAAUCGUUAUGGAUUUAGAUAUCUAUACGAUUUGAAGAAAAUAAUAAAAUUAAUGUCGAGAUUAGUAAUAGUAAUAUACUUGAAAUUUCUGAUCGUAAGAAAAGCAGUAUAAUAAUAACGUCUGCAGAUAGCAUAUAGUGUCAAUUUUAUAUAUAUAUAUAUAUAUAUAUAUAUAUAUAUAUAUAUAUAUAUAUAUAAAAUUUUGUUUUUCUUUUUGUGGUUGCUUCGUCGACCGUCUAAUUAAUAUCAUCAUUUAAAAUUAAUAUUUAAGGAAUAUGCUGAAAUAACGACAUCAUUUACUUCUAAAUCUAAAAAAUCUAAAAGAUUCGUCGUAUAAGUUUUACUUAUAAAAAUUUACUUGAUUUUAAUUGUUAUAUAUAUAUAUAUAUAUGUGUGUAUAUAUAUAUAUAUAUAUAUAUAUAUAUAUAUAUAUAUAUAUAUAUAUGCAUACAUACAUACAUAGUAAGCGCGUCAUUUCUCUCGGAUGUGUUAAUCGAAUAAGAUACGUCGUUAAAUUUCAGAACUGAUAAUUAUUAUUAAAUUUUAAGCUCUUAUCACAAGUUAUCGCCAAGUGUCCACCAUCAAAAAUUUGUAAUAUUAAGUUUUAAACAUUGAAUCGGUUCAAGUGCGCAUAGAUAAUCCGAUAAGAAGAGACCCCUCCCCCCUCACAUUGCUUUAUCAUUGCCUUAAAUAAAAAUUGCAUUGUCUCAAUAA